ACUAAUAACACAAAUCUCUCCGCAUUUGUCUAUUCUCUGUGGAAACUUUAGAAAUCGCUUUUUUUAAAUUGACGUUGUUGACCAGCAGUUACGCUGUAAUUGCGACAUUUCCCAGCGUGCCGUGAAGGCAGCAGAGAGAAAACGCUCCCGGUGACGGAGCAGAGGCAGAAAAGCGGCUGGGAGCUGCCAGCAUCGUCUCAAACCGUCGCAGGACAGAAAAAAAAAGCUCCGGGUCAGCGGAGAGAGAGAGAUGGACACGCCGGGGAGGAUAGUAGCCACACCGGACGCCCUGGACUUCACGGUGGAAAACGUAGAGAAGGCACUCCAUCAGUUGUACUAUGAUCCCAAUAUAGAAAACAAGAAUCUGGCCCAGAAAUGGCUAAUGCAGGCUCAGGUCUCGCCUCAGGCCUGGCAGUUCUGCUGGGCCCUACUGAGCCCAGAUAAGGUACCAGAGAUCCAGUAUUUUGGUGCCAGUGCACUUCACACCAAGAUCUCUCGCUACUGGUCCGACAUCCCCACAGACCAGUAUGAGUCUCUGAAGACCCAGCUGUUCUCCCAGAUUGCCUGCUUCUCCUCCGGCUCCAAGAUGGUGCUCACCCGACUAUGUGUGGCCUUGGCCUCUCUGGCGCUCAACACAAUGCCCGAGGCCUGGCCUGGCGCGGUGGCAGAGAUGGUGCGGGUGUUCCAGGAGGAGGGGGGAGGGGUGGAUGGACGGGCACGCUGCCUGGCAUUGCUGGAGCUGCUCACCGUCCUGCCUGAGGAGUUCCAGACCAGUCGCCUGCCACAGUACCGAAAGGGACAGGUUCGGGGUGCCCUGGGCCGGGAGUGGGGGUCAGUAUGUCCCUUACUGCAGCAACUGCUGCGAAGGACGGACAGCCCCGGGGCGGUGAAAGCUCGCGUACUGCGCUGCCUGUCAUCCUGGGUGCUGCUGGAUGUGCCCCUAAGUGAGAGCGAAGGCCUGGUGCACGACUGCUUCAGCGCACUGCCUGACCCAGAGCUCUUCGACACAGCGGUGGAGGCUAUAGUCAACGCCAUCUCGCAGCCCGACUCCCAAAGAUACGUGAACACUUUGCUGAAACUGGUUCCCCAAGUGCUGGCUCUCCAGGAACAGCUCAGAGAGGCUGUUCAGAAUGGAGAUAUGGAGGCCUGCCAUGGUAUCUGCAGGAUCGCCGUUACACUGGGAGAAAACCACUCCAGGACUCUGUUGGAGCAGGUGGAUCACUGGCAGAGCUUCCUGGCUUUAGUCAACAUGAUCAUGUUUUGUACAGGCAUCCCCGGCCACUACCCAGUCAACGAGACCACCAGCUCGCUCACACUCACCUUCUGGUAUACGCUACAGGAUGAAAUAAUGUCAUUCGAGUCGGAUAAGCAGGCAGUGUAUCUGCAGGUCUACAGGCCAGUAUAUUUCCAGCUAGUGGAUGUUCUGCUACAUAAAGCCCAAUUUCCCUCCGACCAGGAGUACGCGUCUUGGUCCUCGGAUGAGAAAGAGCAAUUCAGGAUCUACAGGGUUGAUAUCUCAGACACACUCAUGUACGUUUACGAGAUGCUGGGAGCAGAGCUGCUGAGUAACCUGUAUGAUAAACUAGGGAGACUGUUGACUAAUGCGGAGCAGCCCACAUCAUGGCAGCACACAGAAGCUUUACUGUACGGCUUCCAGUCCAUAGCGGAGACGAUAGAUGUGAAUUACUCUGACGUCAUCCCAGGCCUGAUAGGACUCAUCCCCAGAAUCAGCAUCAACAACGUCCAACUAGCAGACACAGUGAUGUUCACUAUAGGUGCUUUGGCUGAAUGGUUGGCUGACCACCCGGUGAUGCUCAGCAGUGUCUUGCCCUUGGUGCUUCAGGCUUUGGGGAACCCAGACCUUUCUGUUUCUUCUGUUUCUACGCUGAAGAAAAUUUGUAGGGAGUGCAAAUAUGACCUGCCACCCUACGCAACCAACAUAGUAGCUGUGUCUCAAGAGGUGCUUAUAAAGCAGAUCCACAAGACAAGUCAGUGUAUGUGGCUGAUGCAAGCGCUCGGCUUCCUGCUCUCCGCUCUCCCUGUGGAAGACAUCUUAAGAAACCUUCACUCGCUCAUCACCCCUUACAUUCAGCAACUGGAGAAGCUAGCAGAUGAGACGCCCAAUCCCUCCAAUAAAUUAGCUAUCAUCCACAUCCUGGGGCUGCUGUCCAACCUCUUCACCACACUCGACAUCAGCAAGCAGGACGAUGAGUCAGCCGACGGCUCAGCACCACCCGUCAAAACAACCCCGCCUCCACCUGGACCAAACCCAGUGGUGGUGGUUUUGCAGCAAGUGUUUGCUCUCAUACAGACUGUGCUCAGUAAGUGGCUCAACGACUCGCAGGUUGUCGAGGCGGUGUGCGCCAUCUUUGAGAAGUCUGUGAAGACUCUGCUCCACGACUUUGCUCCCAUGGUGUCUCAGCUGAGCGAGAUGCUUGGGCAGAUGUACAGUACGAUUCCCCAGGCGUCAGCCCUCGACCUCACACGACAGAUGGUGCAUAUCUUUGCCAGCGAGACAGACCACUUCCCACCCAUCAAGGCUCUGUUUGAGCUGGUUACCUCGGUAACACUAUCCAUCUUCCAGCAAGGACCCAGGGAUCAUCCUGAUAUUGUUGAUUCAUUUAUGCAACUCCAAGCUCAGGCCCUCAAACGGAAGCCCGAUUUGUUCUUGUCUGAGAGUCUUGACGUGAAAGCAGUGUUCCACUGUGGAGUUUUGUCGCUCAAAUUCCCAGAGGCUCCGACAGUCAAGUCGACGUGCUUGUUCUUUACUGAGCUGUUACCGCACUGCUCAGAUGUGCCUCCACUGGCCAGAGUGGUGCAGGAGGAUGGAAAGUUGUUGAUCCAGGCCGUGCUGGAGGGCAUCGGCGGCGGAGCGUCUCGAAACUUGAUGGACCAGUUUGCAGAAGUGCUUUUCUGUCUAAACAAGCACUGCUUUUCUCUGCUCGCUAUGUGGUUGAAGGAUGCGCUGCAGCCUCCGGGGUUCCCGUCAUCGCGGGUCACGACCGAACAGAAAGACAACUUCUCAAAUCAGAUACUCAGAGAACGAGUGAACAAGAGGAGGGUGAAGGACAUAGUGAAGGAGUUCACGCUACUGUGCAGAGGGCUCCACGGUACAGAGUACGCCGCUGAAUACUGAAACUCUACCCUCGAACUCUCACCUCACCGUGACCUCUGCCCUCAGCGCAAAACAGCUGGAUGCCACAACAAUACAGUUCUCACUAAGAAACCCCCCCCAUCAGUGAAGAUAUCAUGAAAUGAUUGUAACGAUAACCGGCCCCGACGCAGGACAAGACAUGGAACCAUUCCAGCACAGACCUGCCAUCAGAUUAAUGGACAAACAUUAAAUCCCUGGUGGCUUUAGGGAGGCUGUCCUCUCUGCUCCGAUUUAUUAUUUUUUCUGUUAUAAGAUUGAUUGUCUCUCUCUCUCUCUCCUUCUAUCUCUCUCUCUCUCUCCUCUUAUUUAAAGGUCUUUUCUGUGGAAGAGCUUUGAGCAGCACUCCCAGCAUGCUGCCUCACGCCUCCUUCUAUCUCCGUCUUGUUCUGCCUUUCUAGAUCUUCCCGUGGUUCCUAGGCUGUUUCCUGGUGAUUAGCAUCCAUUAAUGAAAUGGUAGUGGUAUCGUACGUAGCUACUUGACAUUAUUUUUCAAAAUAAAUCUAAUUAAUUAUAUAAAUGUAUAUGUAUACACAUAUAGAAAGACGGUGGUUUGUCAGUCCUGCUGCUGCUAACGGGAAGAGAGGAAGGCCCAAUGUCAGGAGGAGAUUCUGCAGGAAAAAUUACAGUUAAUACCAUAAUAUUUACUCCCACUCAUGCCCCUGUGAUCUCUACAUUUGCCAAAUGAUCAUGUUUUGUGAACUUAUUUUGUUAUAUAUGCCUUUUUGCAGGGCAUGAGUGGAGAAAGAAAACCGAUUUUUAAAAAAAACAACAACACAUAACUGGACUAGUCUUUGCCCCGUCGUCUCGCGUACAAGGCUGUACCUCAUGUACAUACAGUCCCACAGAGUCAUACUGCAGUCUCCUCGGCUCGUAGGGAGUGGUGUUUAUGCAUUUGGUCCCCUUAGGUAAAAGCAGGACUGCCUUAGACUGAAGGCUGGAGGGGAGGAAAAAGGAAUUAUAGUAGCUGGCAGUGAGAAAGAGGCACAAGUUGGAAAACAGAGAAGGGAACUGAGGGUUUGUAGGGAUUCAUAAUCCUGACGACGGACUGCUUAGUCACUGUAAUCGUGCAAAAAUAUUAAUCAAGUUGUGCAUAUUAACAGUUAUUGCUGAACACUUCUGUGUAUUUGGGUGUAUGCGUGUGUUCAUACUUGUAUGUAAGUAUGUAUGUAUGAGAGGUUGUGUGUGUGCGCGUGUGUGUGUGUGUGUGUGCACACAGAUGUAUCUUUUUUCCACUUGUUCAGUGCACUUAUAUUGGACCUACAGUACACAUCCAUGACUUCCUCCUAUCUUUUAAACAAAGAGCCCGUUCAUUUCUUCACACCGCACUCAUUCAGACUGACCAGGCAUGUUCAGUAUUUCACCUCCGCUGCUUCACCCGGCGAUCACACACAUCUAUUUAACCUCCUUAUCCUCUGGAAUGGCCAGCCAGCGGUAAUCAUUGACCAGACUCAUCUAUCUAUCUAUCUGUCUGUUAUUGACACUGCUCCUAACAAGAAAAGACAAAAAAAAAAAAAGCUUGUGGAGAAGCCAGCCCAAAUCUUUUUCAUCCAUCUGGUCACUUGCCUUUGGAGACGACCAAGAAGGAUUAGAGAGUUCAAAAGAUCUCUGAGAAAGUUUUUUCAGCAUUUGCAACUAAGAAUUAACGGCGACCUUCUGCGCUCAUCCAUUUACGCCACAGACAUUAUUGGUGAAGUGAUAUGACGGCUGCAAAACACACACACUCGUCUCGUGAAUCAGAACAAACCAGUCGACACAUCAUAACGACGCUCAGCAUCGAAAUGUACUUUGUGGUCUCUGAUAAACUUUAUCUCAGUCUAAUCCUUCUGUCUUAUCCGAGGUGCCUGCAGACAUGUAGCAUGUAUGUGUUUUGUGGGGGGGGGUUGGGGAGGGUGCUCGAGGUUCAGAGGGGGAUGAACAUAUUCAGUGUGUGAGACGCUGCAGAAAGAUUUAGACUGAGACCUGAAGCGGGAAUCGUUCCCGUCUCCAGGUCUGAUCUGAACAGUGAAUGAUUGGGCGUUCGACGCUGAUCCUCGGUCUGUCUUGUGGUCUCAUUCUGAGGUGGGAAACUCAAACAACGUUUGUCACAGUUUAUAGAAAGAGUCGUAGGCGGAGGAGGGGAGGGAGGUAUGAAAUGUACAUUGUUUUUUUUGUACCUUGGCUUUAAUUUAUUAAAUAUAUCUAAGAGUGCA
Molecule: messenger RNA, 5343 nt
Organism: Larimichthys crocea (large yellow croaker)
Lineage: Eukaryota; Metazoa; Chordata; Actinopteri; Sciaenidae
Product: importin-13-like
Exons: 23
Coding region: 251-3136 (961 amino acids)
Biological process (GO): protein import into nucleus
Cellular component (GO): cytoplasm
Molecular function (GO): small GTPase binding
Source: RefSeq, a predicted model, not a curated record